AUGUAUACAGCCAUGGUGAUUCUGCUGAGGUUUGUCCUCGUUCUUCAGGUCAUAGCAUUUUCGCAUUCGGAGUACAUCCAGAGUUCACAUGGCAACUUGGUCGAAUGCGUGGACAAAAUGACGCAGCGGGCUUUUGACAAUGAAUUGUUAAGAAACCAUAAAUUUCAGUAUGAGGAGGAAAUCUACACUAGCAGCAACAGUAGCACCAUCACUCCCGUACAUGAGUUUAUUACCGAGUCUUUGGCAAACUCAGUGAAAAAAGCCAUGUUGGAGAGCAACAAAAUCAGUUUCAUCUGA
Thlaspi arvense is the source of this 297-nucleotide messenger RNA. The record is from the annotation of a GenBank genome assembly. NCBI's taxonomy places the organism in Eukaryota, Viridiplantae, Streptophyta, Magnoliopsida, Brassicales, Brassicaceae.